Phymastichus coffea is the source of this 5033-nucleotide messenger RNA. RefSeq names its product ankyrin-1-like. Bases 369 to 4292 code for a protein of 1307 amino acids. The record is from RefSeq and is a predicted model, not a curated record. Gene Ontology annotation, molecular function: protein binding. NCBI's taxonomy places the organism in Eukaryota, Metazoa, Arthropoda, Insecta, Hymenoptera, Eulophidae. The transcript has 7 exons.
CUCGCCGACUGUUACGGAGCGGAGAGUUAUUAUGUGUAUAAACAUCGCUUUCGUUGUUUCUUUUAUUUUGCUACUAACAAGAAAUCUGUAAGAAAUAUCACAGUUCGCGAUUGUAAAAUUUUAUUAUUAGAAUAUUGAGUGAAGAAUACUUUAGCUUUGUUCGAAUUCUUGUUGGAAUAUCUGCAUUACGUGACUUUCGUCAGUUGGAAUACGUAUUAUAAUUUCAGAUUUAGAAGAAGCCAAUUUCUGAAUAUUUGUACAAUUGCGUUAUUAUAGACGUUCACAUUCACUCUACAACUGAACUUUAAUUUUCGGACUCCCUAUCAAACUGUGUAGUUAACUAAUAGAUAAUUAUUCGAACAAAAAAAAUGUUUGAACUGGAAAAAAGAAUAAUAGAUGACAAAAACUACAUUGGUAUAGCUCAGUUAUAUACUCUCAUGAAACGAAGCACGGGUCACGAUCGACUAAAUAAAAAGAAACUUUUACAUAGUUUAUACAUGAUGAUCGAUGAUAUGUUAGACCAACGCGUAGACCUUAAUUAUCGAAUUCGAGCAAGCUAUUUUUUAAAAACCAAAAUGCCUCAUAUGAUUGGUUCUACUAUACUUCACUUGGUUCCGAAGGAAUGCCACGUCAAGACGUUCAAUUAUUUGAUUAAACGAGGCGCAGAUUUCACGGUGCCAAACAGCAGACAAUUUACUGCCCUUCAUGAGAUGAUGUAUAAAAGCAACUACAAAAAGUGCUUUGAUAACGGAACUUUGGAUAACGGCUUGAAACCAGAUCCAUUCGUUACGUCCGCAUUGUUGGCUCAUAUUGAAUACAACAAUUCAUCGAAUCCGUGUGACAAUAAUGGUGUGUCUCACUUUAGUAUAGCUUGCAUGACAAAUAACGUCAAAGCUGUCGAAUUUUUUUUGGACCACGGGAUAUCAGUUAAUGAAGUUCACAAAGCAGAUUGGAGUAAUACAACUGGUUACACGCCUCUACAUUUUGCCGUGAAAUACUGUGCGGACGAAGUUGCUGAAAUACUGUUGAAUCGUGGCGCUGACUUGACGGUAAAGGACUCGAACGGAAUGACAGCUUUACAACUACUCGUCGAAGAAAAAAUGAAAGUUUGGUACAAGCGAACGAGAAUGUUGUCGAUGCGUCUUUCCAACAUCAAGCGCAUAACUUACAAGACUGCGAGGUCGCUUAUUGAGAAGUAUGAAAGAAUGAUGAAACUGAUGCUGGACAAUUAUAAGGAUGACAACGAGGCUGACGUUGAUUUUACGAGGUUCUGCGCUGCUUGCACGAUGCAAGACACGUCGACGCUCAAGCGUUAUUUGAACAAUAAAGCCGUGAGCUUCAAGCAAACGACUAGCUGCAAUUCUCUUGUAUGUCCUGGUUACACGGCGCUACACUUUGCCGCCCAUUGUAACGUCAAGGCAGUCAAGCUUCUAAUAAAAAAUGGAGCAAGCAUGGAAGUGAAAGACGCAAAAGGUGUGACACCUCUAGAUAUCUGUUUGCGCACAUUCAAAGUAGAAGACAUCCACAAUAUUAUGCUACUUCGAGAAGAUUGGUCAAAUAUCACAUUCCUGAAUGAAACGGUCAAAUUAUCAGAUUUCAUCUAUGCCAUGCGAGCACCAAAGUUAUUUGAGGAUUUUCUCAGGAAUAAGCUGACGAGCAUGAACACUUUUGUUAGUUUGGAUUCGCCUAUUUACUCCGGCUACACUCCUCUGCAUUUGGCAAUUGCUUGCACUGAGACUUGUCCGAGUAACUGGCCAAAUCGCGUAAAUCGCUUACCCAGAUACUUAAAGAGAAUCAAAGUGUGUUUGAUACUUGAUUCGGACGUCACCACUGUGAAUGCCGAUGGAUUGACAUCGGUUCAUCAAGCAUUCAGGUUAUGUGAGUACGACGUGGUUUCUCAUCUGCUGCAUUAUCAAAAAUCGAUGGUUAAUCCAGUCGAUAGUAACGGGUUUUCACACUUUCAUGCUGCCUGCGUGGUCAACUGCAAGACUCUAAUAAAAAAACUAAUCAAAGUUGGCGUUAACACCAAUACACCUAUCACAUCAGGAUUCAAAUGGUACAAACAAACUAGCGUUUGCGAGUCUUUCGUUGCUAGUCGUUCGACGCCGUCACACCUCCUUGCAGAUACUGGCGAUGUUGAAAUGAUGUUUUCAAUGGCAAACCGUAAUAAGGAUAUGUUUGUCAAAGACGCCGACGGCUUGACUGUAGUCGAGCGAGCAGUUAAGGCACCUUUCAAGUUUAAAACCUGCGUAUAUUGCACGAAAAAUACAUCGUUACGUGAAUCUGAUUCUCAUAACGAUUUUUUCAAAUUAACAGACAGUAAUAAUUUUCUUGAGAGCUUCGGUGAUUAUAAUCUUACGUUUCUAAUAAGGGACAUCAUCUACGAAGUUACAAACAGUAAUAUCCCGCGUAAUUUUGAUGCACUUUACGAAUUACUACAUCAUAUUCCGAAUGUAUAUUUCAAUUUGGAUAUGAUCGUAAAAAUCAACACAUCAAAUAAUAGCAGAAUAAUCGUUGAUGAACAAAUACUGGAACGCGUCUUCAAGAAGAUGGGUAUAACGAUGUUACAUUUAGUGUGUUACAAGCAAAGUUACAAGCAAAUCAAGGAGCAAUUGGAUAAUGGCACGAGCGCGAAUGCUCGUAUCAACGACAACUCGCCAUUCUAUCCCGGCUUUACGCCACUUCAUUUUGUAAUUUUAGAUUGGCAAAAGGAAACUUUUAAUUAUCAGCUUAUCCGGAAAAAUAUUAAUUUAUUGCUGCAGUACGGGGCUGACGUUACAAUCGCUAAUCAUGAUGGGAACACUCCGCUUCAUGAGCUUGUUGAAAAGAUCCCGCAUAAUAAAGUUUUCAACGUAAACUGUUAUGAGCCGUUGAUCGUGCUACUGAAAGGUCAGAAAGAUUUCAGCAUCAACCCAGAAAAUUCAAAUGGGAUCUCACACUUUCACAUAGCUUGCAUCGUAAAUGAAAGGAACAUGGUGAAAAGGUUUAUCAACAACUGGAUCAAAGUGAAUCAAAGCACUGAUCAUUUUUCAAAAAAAUUCGGAGGUUACACGUCCCUUCAUUUUGCUAUGAUUUUUCCGUCCGAAGAUAUUUACAGUCUACUUCUGAGGCAUGGAGCUAAUGUAAAUGUCAAAGACAGUUCGCGUAAUACUCCACUUCAUGUGGCUGCCAAAUCUAAGAAAUGCGGAAGAGGUGAAGUUUUCAACUGUAUUUUAGGAUUUGGAGCUGAUGUCAAUGCCAAGAACAAUAUGCAAGAGACACCACUGGAGAUACUAGUUAUUAACACGAAGGCUACUCCACAAGCCGUUAUAUAUUUCAAACAACAUCGUGCUCGUGUAAACAUAGUCAAUCCAAUCAGCCACGAGGCCCUUUUAUCUCAUGCCAUAGAGUGCUUAAGUCGAAAUGAAUCUAUUUUCGACGAACUUACCGCAUUUCCAGAUAUAAUGAAUGUGGAUGAAAAUGGCUCUACUGCUAUGCACAAUAUCGUUAGGGAUACGUAUUAUGAGGAUCCAAAUUUUGGAAGCUUAUUUUGGAAUAUCGAAGAGAAAUAUAUUUCCCUGCACGCCCGAGCGAUCGAGAUUCUAACAAGUUUAAAUUUCGAUGUCGAUAGUCAGGAUAAUAAAGGCAUGGCACCUCUCCAUGUCGCAGUCGAAAACUACAAUUUCGACGGGAUGAUUGGUCUUUUACUGAACGGAGCCGAUGUCAAUGUAUGCGAUACGAAUGGAAAUACUCCGCUCACAUACAUCUGUCAAGCUUACAAUCGAAUUCCUAAUGCUACAGAUCACAUAUUAUUGUUAAAUAAUAUUUUUACUUUCCUCAUAAUACACGUACACAUAUUGUUAUUCAUGAAAAUUGAUGUGAACAAAGCCAAUCGGGACACGUACGCUAAGGCUAUGCAGAAAUUCAAAUUGAAUGAACUGGACAUUACUAACCAACCGAAAAAAAUAAAAAAUUUUCUCACUUACUCGUCAUCAAUUAACCUUAAUUACUUUCUGUCGGAAACCGGUGUCAUUGCUUCUUAUCCUUACGUUACGAAACAUCAACGUCAAAUAAUUGAUGAAUUCUUUAAGGACAGUGUGGAGAUCUUGUCCAAAGAAUGUCCUUAUAUGACAUGUUUACUUAAACUUCAGUAUCGUAAAGCUCUUCAUAGAGCAGAGUUGGUGUCGAAAGCCACAAAUGCAUUGAAUACUUUAUUGGGAUUUCAGUUACCGGUACUUUGCUCCGAUCCACUUAUGCGGUUUUUAACAAAUCAAGACUUGAAAAACAUCGACGCCACGGUACAUGUGACAUAAGUGUUGUGAUUAGAUAAUUUUAUUAUAUUUUGUUCAACUAGGAUCAUUCAGUAAUUGUAUUUUUUAUACGAACUGUUUAUUUAUAUUUUUUUAUAUCAAAUAUAUUAUAAAAUUAUUUUACAUAUUGCGACACAGCUUCCACUGCUAACAAUAUACAUUUAAUAUGAUUGCGAGUGUCACUCGGUUUAAUAAUAUGUUAGUAUUAAAAUUAUUUUUACAAUCAUAUUAUACACUUGUUUUAAUAUUGAAAUAAGUUCGAUUGUAUUGUAUCAAAGAGCUUGUUAAAAUAUUAUGAGAAUGUUUAUAUUACACGUACAUAAACAAUUACAUUGAUCAUCAUGAAAAUAACUUGAUUAUUAAUAAUUUAUUUUUUAAUUACAUCAGUUUAAAUAAUAGUUUCUUCAUUUGAAAUUCGAAAAACGAAAUCUUUCUACUUAAUGCUUUAUUUCAUUCCUUAUAAAUACUGUAUUCGGUCAGAUUUCUAGACACAUCUUUAUCUAAAGUCAUAUAGAUAUUGCAAUCAAUAAUUAUUCAGUUAUUUAAUAUGCGAUAUUAAACAGAUUAAAUAGAUAUAUUAUUAGUUAGAUAUACGACAAUGAUUUCUUUUAGUUCAAUUGAAAAUAUGAUUUAACUGGUAUUAUCUAACUUCUUUGAUUUCAAGUAAAAUAAUUUCAAAUAUGGAAUGAAAGUAAAUAAGGCAAAUUUAAAUAGUAAACGCAGAAUUAAUAAUGAUCUUUCAAA